AUUCAUGUCCGUUUGGCUUGUGUGUGUGUGUGUGUGUGUGUGUGUGUGUGUGUGUGUGUGUGUGUGUGUGUGUGUGUGUGUGUGUGUGUCAGCUCUGGCGGUGCCGUACCUGCGCAGCGUGGACGUGUCCUGGUGUAAAGUGGUUGCCGGGCGUCUGGCGCUGCUCCUCGACGCUUUGCAGCCGUCGGUCAUCCUGGAGCUCCGCCUCAGCAGCUGUGAGCUCACCACCGAUGACCUGCGUCACCUAGCCGCCGCGUGCAGACGGGGCUUCCUGUCCGCUCUGCGGCUGUUGGAUCUGUCCUACAACGGCUCGGUUGGUGACGACGGCUGGACCGCCCUGUGGGCAGCGGGGGGGCUGGGCUCGCUGGAGGAGCUGGACCUGAGCCUCCGACCCUCGUCCUGCGCCCCGUGCUCGGCCUGGCUGCCGGCGCUGCUCUGCGCCCUGCCUCGACUCCCGGCGCUGGCGCGCCUGGCGCUGCAGCGAUGGGCCGCCGGCUCCCGGGACAGGAAGCAGCUGGACCACAGCCUGAGGAAGAGGAGCGUCCUGCUGGAGUGGGACCCGCCGAGUACAGACGGGGCGGCGUCAUCGUUUAAGGCGACCAAUCGGGACAGUCCGGAGGAGAGUCGGCCGGAGGAGUAGGCGUCAUAAUCUCGGAAGGUGCCUGACAGAAAGCUGCUUAUCUGAAGUCACACGUCACUAAUGAAGGAAUCAGAAAGCAUCACCAGCACUCUGAGAUCCAAACAGAGACACGUAGAGCAGAGUAGAGUAGAGUAGAGUAGAGUAGAGUAUAGCAGAGUAUAGUAGAGUAGAGUAGAGUAGAGUAGAGUAGAGUAGAGUAGAGUAGAGUAGAGUAGAGUAGAGUAUAGUAUAGUAUAGUAGAGUAUAGUAUAGUAGAGAAUA
Molecule: messenger RNA, 901 nt
Organism: Etheostoma cragini (Arkansas darter)
Lineage: Eukaryota; Metazoa; Chordata; Actinopteri; Perciformes; Percidae
Product: leucine-rich repeat-containing protein 31-like
Exons: 2
Coding region: 5-640 (211 amino acids)
Molecular function (GO): protein binding
Source: RefSeq, a predicted model, not a curated record